This is a messenger RNA of Ficedula albicollis (Collared flycatcher), 2590 nucleotides long. It is a transcript of the gene STX18, whose product is annotated as syntaxin 18. Gene Ontology annotation, cellular component: endoplasmic reticulum; SNARE complex. The transcript is spliced from 11 exons. NCBI's taxonomy places the organism in Eukaryota, Metazoa, Chordata, Aves, Passeriformes, Muscicapidae. The coding region runs from base 243 to 1007 and encodes 254 amino acids. The record is from RefSeq and is a predicted model, not a curated record. Gene Ontology annotation, biological process: retrograde vesicle-mediated transport, Golgi to endoplasmic reticulum.
AUUUCUCAUAUUGGAAAGCUGAAAGAUUUUCUUCUACAACACAGAAAGGAUUACAUUAAUGCUUACAGGGCUUGGUCUCCUGUCUCUGCACACUGUGUGAAUGUGCAUACACCCUGGGCUUUUUUGGAAGUUGGUUAGUUCCAUUCAAGAGCACAGCUUUGUCCCACAGGUAGGAGGGAUAUGCAGCUCACCAAGUUUACCUUCAGCGUUGUCCCAGGAGCCACUGCACCUUCAGCCAUAUUAUGUCUGAUUAUGUGAGGAUGACGGAUACAGAGCGUGACCAGAUAGAUCAAGAUGCCCAGGUGUUCAUGAGAACGUGUGCUGAUGCCAUUCAUCAGCUCAGAACAGAAGCACACAAGGGUGUCCAGUCUGCUCAGGUGAAGGAGCACAGAACAGCUGUCUUGGACUUCAUUGAAGAUUACUUAAAAAGAGUGUGCAAGCUGUAUUCUGAACAAAGAGCCAUCCGAGUUAAGCGAGUGAUAGAUAAGAAGAGACUAUCCAAACUUGAACCUGAGCAGACCAAUGUGUCCAAAUCACCUCUUUCCUCUGAAAAAUCUUCACAGAGUCCUUCAGAGGAUUCAGAAGAAAAACCUUCUGCAGAGGAAAGCAAAGACAGAAAUCUGCCCGAUGCCCAAAGUAACCUUGGAUUAUGGGGGGAUGGCAAAGGUGAAGAUGAGCUGUCACCUGAAGAAAUACAAAUGUUUGAACAGGAGAACCAGAGACUUGUUGGUGAAAUGAACAAUAUCUUCGAUGAAGUCAGACAAAUUGAAGGAAAAGUGGUGGAAAUCUCCAGAUUACAAGAGAUAUUCACAGAGAAAGUCUUGCAACAGGAAACUGAUAUUGACAAUAUCCAUCAAUUAGUUGUGGGUGCAACAGAGAAUAUAAAAGAAGGAAAUGAAGACAUAAGAGAGGCCAUCAAAAACAAUGCUGGAUUUAGAGUAUGGAUCCUCUUCUUCCUUGUGAUGUGUUCAUUCUCCUUGCUUUUCCUGGACUGGUAUGAUAAUUAAUUAAACAUACUAUUGGCUCCAUACUCUGUAAAUGUUCUGAUUUUUUUUUAGUGGGGGGGGGUAUAAAAUAUGCAUACCUGCAUAUUUUAUGCAUUUUCUCACACCUUUAUGUUGGAAAUAUUUUCCAGUAAAUAAAUGUGUGCACAUAUCUAUUAGCACAUUCAUUUUAAAUCCCUGUAUCAAAAAUAAAACCAUGUUUGUCCUCUGGAGAAGAUAAAAGUCUUUGAAGGAGCUGUGAAGAAAGCUACAAGCUGGAGCAGAGCUCACAGAGAAAAAACAACAAUACUGGUUUUGUCACAGCCACCCACCUGUGCUGUGGAAAGUCCAGCUCCCAUCCCAGAUCAAGAGAAAACUGUUACUGUGCAAAAGCAUCUACACUGUCUCAGGCGUUUAUUUCAUCACACCACUUCAGUACACAGUGAUCACUUUGCACAUAAAUGACCUUUACUUCUAAUCCUUUGAAACUACUUGACUGAGAAAUCAGCUUGAUCUAAUGGUAGUAAUAAUGAUAAGGAGUCAAUGAAAGAGCUUUACUUGUAAGUGAAGAGAGAGAAUGCAACACAAACAGAUUGUGCAGUGAAACAGAUGUUCUGGGAUGGUGGAACAAAGCCAAAGGAUAGACAAUUAAAGUCAGACUCUUCAAAGUACUAAAACUGGGAGCAAUUUGUUAACUAAAAAAAGGCUCAAAACCAAGUGUAGAUAAGAAUCAACUCCCUCCUGAUAAAGCAGAGGGAAAAUGGUUUUGACUUCAAGAAGCAUAAACAAUCUGUUUCUCCUAGAUUGUAAGGCUUACUAAUUUUUAUUGUUUAUUGUUAUGAGGAGAAAAAUAAGUUGUUUCUCAUCAGUAUUUACUUAUGCAUUGAAGUUUUUAUUAUCUGAAAUUUAAGGGGAGGAGAUGUAUCGUGAAUUUCUAUUUAAGACAGUCUUGGGAAACAGACCUUUCCAUCCUGUAAAAUCUCAAUGUCCUCUACAAGUACACUGAUAUGAAAUGUAUGUGUUUUCCUAUCUCUCUUCUGAAAUGUAUAUUUCUAUACAUUUUAUGCAACAGGCAGCAUCAUUCUUAUUCUUUGCUCUGCACAGAGUGAAAAUGUCAAAAGUUUCAUGUGAAUUAAUUAUAUUCAAUAAAGCAGAUGCCUGUUAGAAAAUGCAAACAUAGUAUUUUUUAAAGAUCUUAACAUAAGCAAAGGAAAAGGUUUUUUUUUAAAUACAAAGAAAAAUUUGGCACGUCACUUAUUGCUUCUUAGGCAUUCCACAUACCAUGAUGACUUAAUAAAAAGCCUUUUACAGCUGCACUGUGUAAUGCACAUUUCCUAUCAAAUUUAGACAUUGAGUCAUAAUGGUUAUUUUUACUGUAUUGGGAUGACAGGCUUCUGCUGGAGAAAAACAGAAGUAGAGCUGACCACACUUGUUCUACUACAGAUCAUUAGAAACAUCCUAUACCUAUGUUUCCCCUUCAUUUUUGUACAGACUCUACCAAGAAAAAAGGAACUUUUGACAUGUCCGCUCUCCUUUGUCCCAUUCAAGUUACCUGAAUAAAAAGGCAACUUGCUUGCCCAGAUGCUUCACACACUUUUGUAUGUUAA